AUGGUGGUUGGCAAGAUGGGAAAGAAAAAAAAUUGGAAGAAGUCGCGACGGGCGUCUGAUCCACAGCCUCCAUCCAAGGAGACAAGUGUACCUCAUUCAUCUCAUUCUCCUGCUCCUGCGCCCCCUUCAGAUGCAGCUCCAUCAGAUGAAUCUCCCACGAUCGUGGCUGAUGGGAAGACUUUAAUUUUUAGGAAAAAUGCCACAAUCAAUCGUGGCGAUGUAAACACAUUCCAUGUUGGAGACGUUUAUCAUCAUGACCAUACUCAUGAGGAACAUGGCGGAUCUACAGGAUUCGAGGAAAUGGAAGUGGAAGUAGACAUCGAACCUUUACCAGAUUCUGCAACAACGGGAGAGGUUGAUGCUGAUGCUACUCCUGAAGCUGAUCCUAGAAUCCUGAAGCUCAUGCAGAGAAUUUUCGCCAAUUGCCACAACGUGGAAAAAUGGAAAGAGAACACAGACUUUUGCGCCAAAUUAAAGACCCUCUUUGAAGAGCAAGGCGCCCUUCUCAGUAAGGCUCAGUUUGAUUCCGUUCAUUUCUUCGUUCGUGUCAAUGUUGGGCCCAACAGGGAUGCCUUCAUUCAAGCCUGUAACGACCGUGACAGCACCUUCUUCCAAGGCUUGACAAGUCUCCUGGUAACUCCAGAACUCGAAGAAGCUGCUGGAAUGAAACUCAGACUGAGAUUGGCUGUCAAAGACACACCAGCAAAAGAUGUCGUCUCGGCACCAAAAGGUACCUUAGCUUUAUACAAAAUAAUAUAUUAUUCUCAUAAGCCUGUAAUUUGGGAAGCCACAGAGCUUUCACUCUGA
Lytechinus pictus (painted urchin) is the source of this 807-nucleotide messenger RNA. RefSeq lists its product as uncharacterized. The record is from RefSeq and is a predicted model, not a curated record. The coding region runs from base 1 to 807 and encodes 268 amino acids. The transcript has 4 exons. Lineage: Eukaryota; Metazoa; Echinodermata; Echinoidea; Temnopleuroida; Toxopneustidae.